AUGGCUCGAACUCAUUAUGAGAGACUAGGGGUGGAACCGAAUGCCACUGCCGAGGAUAUUGAAUUGGCGUACCGCAUGCAAGCAACUACGCUCCACCCUGAUAAUUCUGGUACAGGCGAUGCUAAAGAGUACCGUAAAGUUACAGAAUCGUAUCAGUUGUUGUCUAACCCAGAAAAGCGCCGCGAGUACGACAAAGGAAAGACACGGACGCGGUCUUUUGGAUUUUUCUCUUCUUCCAACAGAACCUUCACAAUCUCUUCCGACAAUGGAAGAAGCCCUAGAGGGUCUCCAAGCCUUGAUGACGAUAUAGCUAGUGAGACCGUUUAUUCAACCAACUCGAGGCGUACAUCGGGGCCGGAUCCCACUGCAUUUUACACACAUGGACCUUCGUCUCCGACAUCUCCGACAUCCCCGACAUCACCAUUGACAAUGCCUCCAGGAACUGGCCAGCCAGUUGGUGACAAGUUUGAGGUAUCGUUGUUAUGCACACUAGAGGAACUAAGUACAGGAAGCACCAAGAAGCGAACACUGAGGCGGCAAAAGCAAGACGGACAGAUGGAAGAAAAGGAAAUACUUGUUGUCAUUGAGCCAGGCUACAAGUCAGGGACGCGUAUUACAUUCCCUGGGAGCGGCGAUUACCUUGCACAUUUGCGGAAAUACCAAGAUGUUGUUUUUGUGAUUGCAGAGCGGCGGCAUGAGAGAUUUGUGCGUGAUGGAAAUGAUUUGAUCACAGAGCUAGAGAUUUCUUUUCGCGAGUCCAUGGUUGGAUUUAACAAAACAGUAACGUUACUGAGUGGCAAGGAGUUUUACGUGGCUUAUAACAAGCCGGUGGACACUGGGUACGAAAUUAUUCAUGAUGGCCAUGGGAUGCCUAACCGGAAAAAGCAGCUCGAGCGUGGGAUGCUUCGGGUGCGCAUCAAGGUUGUUCUGCCUAAAACUCUAUCCAAAUCUCAAAAGGAGGUUUUCUAUAAUCAUUUUCCCGAGGAGUAA
This is a messenger RNA of Magnusiomyces paraingens, 990 nucleotides long. RefSeq lists its product as uncharacterized. Gene Ontology annotation, cellular component: cytosol. Gene Ontology annotation, biological process: translational initiation. The record is from RefSeq and is a predicted model, not a curated record. Gene Ontology annotation, molecular function: protein-folding chaperone binding. The transcript has a single exon. Bases 1 to 990 code for a protein of 329 amino acids. Lineage: Eukaryota; Fungi; Ascomycota; Dipodascomycetes; Dipodascales; Dipodascaceae.